Dentiscutata erythropus is the source of this 608-nucleotide messenger RNA. The record is from the annotation of a GenBank genome assembly. Lineage: Eukaryota; Fungi; Glomeromycota; Glomeromycetes; Diversisporales; Gigasporaceae.
CUACUGCUCCAAAUACACAUAAAUUAUCAGGCUUCGUAUCGGCAUCAUCGUUAUAUCAAGAAUCAUCUACUUUUAAUGAAUCAACUCAAAGAAAACAAUUACAUAAUGAAUCAGUACAAAUUAAUUUAUCACAGGAUGAAUCUAUUCAAGGACUUAAUGAACUCAUUCGUGAAUUUAAAAGUGAUGACCCAACGAUUAAGAAUUUUAAAAGCGAUGACCCAACGAUUAAGAAUUUUAAAAGCGAUGACCCAAGAAUUGAGAAUUUUAAAAGUGAUGACCCAACGAUUGAGAAUUUUAAAAGCAAUGACCCAACAAUUGAGAAUUUUAAAAGCGAUGACCUAACGAUUGAGAAUUUUAAAAGCGAUGACCCAACAAUUGAGAAUUUUAAAAGCGAUGACCCAAUGAUUGAGAAUUUUAAAAGCGAUGACCCAACGAUUGAGAAUUUUAAAAGCGAUGACCCAAUGAUUGAGAAUUUUAAAAGCAGAGAACUACUUGAAUUACUAGUCCCGGUGAUUGAGGAUUUUAAAAAUGAUAACCUACUUAAAUUACUGGCCCCAGUGAAUGAGAAUUUUAAAAGCGACGACCUACUUAAAUUACUAACUUCAUAA